Molecule: messenger RNA, 3865 nt
Organism: Silurus meridionalis
Lineage: Eukaryota; Metazoa; Chordata; Actinopteri; Siluriformes; Siluridae
Gene: gga3b
Product: golgi associated, gamma adaptin ear containing, ARF binding protein 3b
Exons: 16
Coding region: 119-2254 (711 amino acids)
Biological process (GO): intracellular protein transport; vesicle-mediated transport
Cellular component (GO): trans-Golgi network
Molecular function (GO): ubiquitin binding; phosphatidylinositol binding; small GTPase binding
Source: RefSeq, a predicted model, not a curated record
GCAGUGUAUGUUAUUAGGGUGGACGGUAACUCGGGGAGUGACAGUAUGAGCGUGUGUGUGUGAGUGUGUGUGAGUGUGUGUGUGAAUGUGGAGGAUAAGAUGAGUUGUGGAUGAUAUUAUGAUGGCGUUCCAGGAAGGAGAGACUCUCGAGUCGUGGCUCAACAAAGCCACUCACCCGAAUAACAGGCAGGAGGACUGGGAGUACAUCAUCGGCUUCUGUGACCAGAUCAACAAGGAACUGGAAGGUCCACAGAUUGCUGUACAGCUUCUUGUUCACAAAAUCCAUUCACCUCAGGAAUGGGAAGCUCUCCAGGCAUUAACUGUUAGUGAUCACACACACACACACACACACACACACACACACACACACACACACACACACACAUACUUGCACAGAUUUCUGGUCGGACGUGUUCGUUAUCUCCUGCAGGUGUUGGAGGCCUGCAUGAAGAACUGCGGAAGGCGGUUUCACAACGAAGUGGCCAAAUAUAGGUUUUUAAACGAGCUCAUCAAAGUGGUUUCCCCCAAGUACAUGGGAGAAAGUGUCUCUGCAAGAGUGAAGACGAAGAUUAUUGAAAUGCUGUACAGCUGGACUGUAGCGUUCCCCAGCGAGGUCAAAAUGACUGAAGCGUACCAAACACUGAGGAGACAAGGACUCGUCUCAUCAGACCCGGAGUUGACGGCUGAUAAAACUCUGAUCCCGUCUCCACCUUCUCGCCCCAAGAACCCGGUAUUCGACAACGAGGACAUGGGCAAGUUGCUGGCGGAGCUGCUUCGGAGUAAGAACCCAGAGGAUCUUCAGGAGGCCAACAGGCUGAUCAAGAACAUGGUGAAGGAGGACGAUGCACGGGUUCAGAAAAUGACCAAACGCAUGCACACGCUGGACGAGGUCAACAACAAUGUCAAGCUGCUGAGCGAGAUGCUGAGUCAUUACGACCCAGACCGGUCAUCAGACGCAGACCGUGACCUCAUCAAGGAGUUGUUUGAGCGCUGUGACAAACUAAGACGCACUGCAUUCAAACUGGCCACAGAGACGGAGGACCACGACACUAGUUUAGGUGAGAUUCUUCAGGCAAGUGAUGAGUUGGAGAGAGUUAUAAGCCUGUAUAAGAAGGUUGUAAAGGGUGAGACGUAUGUUGAGAACACUGAGGAACAGAAACCAGCAUUCGGGAAAGGUUGUGAGACAGACACUCUCAUUGAUCUCGCUGGUCUGGAUGAACCACCUGCUCCCCAGUUGGCUCCGUCCACUCAAGUCUCCAGACCCCCUCUAACCAAUCAGACUGUCUGCAGCAUUCCGGUGAUCCCGCCCCCUCCUCGCCGAUUGGCUGGAGGCUCCACCAGUCAGACCAGCAGCCCGAUUCACAAAGCCUCCGAGUCGUCGCCGGCCCACUCUCUGCUGGACGAUGAGCUGCUGUCCCUCGGCUUGAAUGAACCCCCUCCGGUACAGAACAGACCCAAACUGGAGGACGUGUCUAACCAGUGGACGUCUUUACAGGCUCCUGCUCCUCCUGGACUUGACCUGUUCUCCAGCGGAGCAGCAGCACCAGGAACCGCGUUUCCUCCUACACACACCUCAGGCCACCACACACACUCGACACACCCCACACACCCAGACGUAUUGACUCAGGGGCUGCAGGACCUCGCCAUGCUGAACCUGGGAGAGGUAAAAAGCGUACCAGGGCAACACGUCAUGGCUGGCGGUGUUAGUUCGGGUUUCUCCGUCUCCUCGUCUCUCUCCUCCUCCAAUCCGUUUAUCAGCUUCACCAUGUCCGGCUCACCCCUGCGUACUCUACAGGGAAACCCUGUACGCUCCGAGGCGUCCCUCAGCACCCUGCAUGUUUCCCUCGACUCCAUCAAAACCAGUAAGGCUCUUCCUGUGACUGCGUACGAUAAAGACGGAGUGCGUGUCCUCCUGCACUUCGGCUCAGAGUGUCCCCCAGGGAGACCAGACGUCCUCGUCAUCGUGGUGUCCAUGCUGAACACGGCUCCUCUCGCAGUGAAGAACAUCGAGCUACAGGCCGCAGUGCCAAAGUCUAUGAAGGUGAAGCUUCAGAGUCCAUCAGGAGCCGAGCUAGCACCCUUUAACCCCAUGAUGCCCCCUUCCUCAAUCACACAGGUCAUGCUUCUCGCUAACCCACUUAAGGAAAAGGUGCGUCUGCGCUAUAAGCUGAUGUUCCUCCUAGGUGAGAGAGAGUACUGUGAAGUGGGUGAGAUGGAUCAAUUCCCUCCACCUGAAAGAUGGGGAAACCUGUAGAGCCCACACACACACACACACACACACACACACACACACACACACACACACAAAACCCUGUGCUAAGGUCCGACUCGGACAAUCUGAAAGAAAACCUGUUUAUUUAUUGAUUAAAUAAGUUAGCUUCUUAGUUCCUUUGAUCUACAGCGCUAACGCUACCUCCGAGAUUCCACCCAGCACAUGUGGACUUCCGGAUCAUCUCUGAAAAGGAAAUCGCUUCUACUGCAGUCUCUGUUUCAGAAUCUGGUAUCCAUCAACUCUCACAUCUUCCUUCUGACUGUAAUGCGUAUCAGGUAUAAGGAUGAAUCUCCAUCAAGCUCUCAUCCACACUGUCACCCAAUCAGACGUGGUCUGGGGUGGAGCUUCAUGAAUCUUCAAUCAUCCGGUCUCCACCCGAAGCAUCUAAAGCCGAUUCAGCUGAACCCUGAGCUCACACUAGCAAGCAGCCGAGCGACAGGCGACUUUAUGUUUCCAGUGUAGACUUGUGACAGAGCUCCUUCAGAAGAAAAUGGGAAGUGUAAUGGUUUUAAUGGAACCUGUAAUGGUGUUUCCUUGUGGAUUUAUUGGGAAAUUCUCAGCUGCCUUGGUGGCAUGUUUUGUCUCAUAGCAUUAAGAACCAAUAGAACACCUUCAACAGUUGCGUAUUAAUAUCUAAUGGAUGCCAUUAGGGACCAUUAAGAGGCCAUUAAAGCACCCAGAUUCCAGUAGUAGAAACCCACACUGGUUUCUUUGGUCUGUUGAUAAUGGUUUAUGUAACGGUAAUGUAUUUGGUAGCUGAUGGUUUGUAAUGUGGUUGUAGUGGAAUCCAUUACAAUUCCAGCGGUUGUUUUUAUUGUUGUUGUUUUUUCAGAACGAGAAAGUCGAGACAUAUUUUAUUUUAUUGCAUUAGUGACAUAAGUCAAUUUUUUUUAACAUUCGCGUUAAAUCUUUUACGUUUUUUUCAUGUUUACUAAAUGAAUGCGUUUUAUUUAUUGAGUUCGUCGUGCAAUACAGAUGUGUUACUGCUUGUGUCCAGGAUUGUUGUUAUUCUUAAUGUUAUUACUGAAACAUCCUGAGACAGAAAGCUAGAACUGUAAUAACCUAAUAAUAACAUGUUGAUCCUUGUGUGUGUGUGUGUGUGUGUGUGUGUGUGUGUGUGUGUGUGUGUGUGUGUGAGAGAUUCUGCACUCUGACUGUAUAAUGUGUGUUUGAUCUUAAAAAAAAAAACACAAGCCAUAAAAAAACUUAGUUUGUCCUGAUCACUGGAAUAAUGUUGCGAAUGUAGAAAAGCUGUGAUUCAGAAUACCGAAACUGCCAGUGUGUGUGUGUGUGUGUGUGUGUGUGUGUGUGUGUGUGUGUGUGUGUGUGUGCUUGCUAGCUUGCUUGCUUUCCCAUUUUAAGUGUUUUUAGCUUAUGCAGAUUCUUAAACCCGCCCUGCUGCACAGACUGUAGACAUUGUGAGUACAGAAGGGUUCCUCGUGAAUGGUGUGUGUGUGUGUGUGUGUGUGUGUGUGUGUGUGUGUGUGUGUGUGUGUUGUAUGUGCUUGUGCCAUGCCACACUAUGUACAGUAUAUGGUUCGAACAUGUGAUUUGUUCUGCUGCAUGCUGAAAUAAAGUCUCUUUUGAAGCAAA